AUGAUUAACUGUCUAGAUAAAGUAGGUGACAAACAGCAGUUUAGAAGGCAGAGCUAAAGGGCAGUAAGAGAGUGAAGAGUGAAAAAAAGAAAACAAAAGGACUCUAAGAAGCAGCAAGGCAAGUCAGCUUGUUCGUUUCUUAUUAGGAUUAUUUCCAAAUGGAGGAGACUAGUGAACAGCCCAAGAAGAUUGAACUGAAUGAUGGCAACUUGAUGCCACUGCUGGGCCUAGGGACAUGGAAGGGAAAGAACAAAAGCCCAGAAUUGUGCCAGGGUGCAGCUGAGACAGCUAUAGCUGCUGGUUACCGUCACUUGAACACGGCCUACUGUUAUGAAAAUGAGGUGGAGCUGGGGAAGGCGAUCCGUUCCAAAAUCCAGCAAGGCAUCAUUAGGCGCCAGGACAUGUUCAUCGUCAGUAAGUUGUGGUGUACUCAUUAUGCUCCUAAGGACAUCCCGCUCUGCCUGAAUAAAUCUCUCAGUGACCUGCAACUCGACUACCUCGACCUGUAUCUGGUGCACUUUCCUGUGGCUCUACAGAAAGUGAAUAAUGAGAUGCUUCCAAUGAAAGAUGGAAAGUUGCUCUUAUCAGAUAUUGAUUAUGUGGACAUGUGGAAGGGGAUGGAAGCCCUGAAGCUCUCUGGAAAAGUUAAGAGCAUUGGCGUGUCCAACUUCUCAAUCCAACAGCUGGAAAGGCUGCUGUCUGUGGCUAAAAUCCCACCAGCUGUCAAUGAGGUGGAGCUUCAUCCCUACUAUGUGCAGUCUGAUUUGAUUAAAUAUUGUAAAUCAAAGAACAUCGCUCUCACAGCCUACAGUCCCCUUGGCUCACCAGAGAAGCCCGAAGAGUAUCAUCAAGGAGACAAGGAUCCUGAAAAGCUGCUAGAGGAUCCGGUGGUUGCAGAAAUCGCCGCAAAACACAAACGAACUCCUGCCCAGAUUUUGCUGAGGUAUCACAUUGAACAGAAUAUUGCAGUGAUUCCAAAAAGCGUUAAACCCAAUGAAAUUCUGGAGAACACAAAGAUCUUUGAUUUCUGCCUGGAUGCGGAGGAUAUGAGUGCGCUCAGGUCUCUAAACCGUGGCUGGAAGGCCUACAUCUUUAAAGAGUUCAAAUCUCAUCCUAACUACCCCUUUAAAUGAAAGGUUGUUAAGGCUGGAUACAUAAGACUUACAGAUGCUGACUGUAUCUCAUUGUGGGUGCUUCAAACCAGAAACAUUUAAGUUGUUUAAUAAAUCAUCUGACAUUGUUGGAGUCUGUCUAUGUGACAAACUUUCUUUGUAAUAAACACAAAAAAAGUAAAUUGAA
This is a messenger RNA of Clarias gariepinus (North African catfish), 1299 nucleotides long. RefSeq lists its product as uncharacterized. The record is from RefSeq and is a predicted model, not a curated record. The transcript is spliced from 10 exons. Gene Ontology annotation, molecular function: aldose reductase (NADPH) activity. Lineage: Eukaryota; Metazoa; Chordata; Actinopteri; Siluriformes; Clariidae. The coding region runs from base 159 to 1133 and encodes 324 amino acids. Gene Ontology annotation, cellular component: cytosol.